Sciurus carolinensis (gray squirrel) is the source of this 3776-nucleotide messenger RNA. RefSeq names its product zinc finger protein 709-like. The transcript has 6 exons. The record is from RefSeq and is a predicted model, not a curated record. Gene Ontology annotation, biological process: regulation of DNA-templated transcription. Lineage: Eukaryota; Metazoa; Chordata; Mammalia; Rodentia; Sciuridae. Bases 397 to 2865 code for a protein of 822 amino acids.
UCCUUCCUCCGCGGCCCGGCGUCCUCUGCUGUGGAGUCCCUGGUGACCCUGCGCAGUCUUCCCCGCCCCCCAGCCCCGUGAGGGACUUCAGGAGGUCGCUGUGUCACUCUGGAGUCCAAAAAUGGUCGUCCCGGGCGCUCCUGCAGCCCGCGCACAGUGUGCGGUGUAGCGGGACCUGAGGGCGCGGACACCGAAGUCUGGAAGAGCGCUCGAGUGGUGCCGGGGUCCUGGGCGCAUUCCCCGAAACCUGAGCCCCGAAGGCAGGAAAGGCCUCUCCCUUCCAUCAUAAGCUCAGAAUCCAUCUCCAGGACUGCUCCUCUGCUGUGUGAGGCCCCAGUGGCUCUGGCUGAGACUGUCUCCCUGUGAGCUGCAGGUGCUGUGAGAUCCCCAGGAAGGAUGUCUGGACUCCCCAGAAGGCAGGAAAUGAUCCCAGUGACCUUUGAGGAUGUGGCUGUGAACUUCACCCAGGAGGAGUGGGCUUUGCUGGAUCCUUCCCAGAAGAAUCUCCACAGAGACGUGAUGCAGGAAGUCCUAAGAAACUUGGCUUCUGUAGGAGACAAAUGGGAGGACCAGAACAUUGAAGAUCAGAACACACAUUCCAGGAUGGAUGUAAGGCCCAUCAUAUCUCACUCUGCAAACAAACCAUAUGAGAAUGUGGAGAGUGGAGGGAAGCCACAUGAACUAAAGCAGAAGAGAACAUGUUUAAUUUCUAUCACAAAUGUUCAAGAACCACUGACAAUGCACACUGUAAACGAACCUCAUGGAUGUCUGACAUAUGGAAAAGAGUUCAGUUGUUCCAGAUGUUCUCAAAAAUAUCGACGAUCUCAUAAUGCAGAAAAGACCUAUGGAUGUAAGGAAUGUGGGAAAACCUUCAGUAGUUCAAAAUACCUUCAAAUACACAUACAAACUCAUACUGGAGAGAUGACUUACAUAUGUAAACAAUGUGGGAAAGCCUUCAGUCGUUCCUCUUCUCUUCACAUACAUAAACAAACGCACGCUGGAGAGAGGCCCUACCAGUGUGAACAGUGUGGGAAAGCCUUCACUACUUCUUCUUACCUUCGCCUACAUGAACAAUCUCAUACUGGAGCGAAGCCUUACAGAUGCAAACAAUGUGGGAAAGCCUUUGCUACUUCCAGUCAGCUUCAUUCACAUGAAUGGACUCAUACUGGAGAGAAACCCUAUGAAUGUAAGCAGUGUGGGAAAGCCUUUGGUAAGUUAAAUUACCUUCAAAAACAUGUACGCACUCAUACUCGGGAGAAACACUAUGGAUGUAAACAGUGUGGGAAAGCCUUCACUUGUUCCAGUUACCUUCGAAAACAUGAACUAAUUCAUACUGGAAAGAAGCCUUAUGGAUGUGAACAAUGUGGGAAAGCCUUCACCAGUUCCUCUUACCUUCAAGUACACAAACGAAGUCAUACUGGGGAAAAACAUUAUGGAUGUAAACAAUGUGGAAAGGCCUUCACUUGUUAUAAUACCCUUCAAAAGCAUGAAAGAACUCAUAGUGGAGAGAAGCCCUUUCAAUGUGAGUACUGUGGGAAAGCCUUCACCACUUCUACUUACCUCCAUAUACAUGAGCGAGUGCAUACUGGGGAAAAGCCUUAUAGAUGUGAACUAUGCGGAAUAGCCUUUGCUACGUCCAGUCAGCUUCACUCACAUCAACAAUUUCAUACAGGAAAGAAGCCCUAUGAAUGUAAACAAUGUGGGAAAACCUGCAGUACAUCCUAUUACCUUCAAGUACAUAAAAGAACUCAUACUGGAGAGAAGCCCUAUGAAUGUAAGCAAUGUGGGAAAGCCUUCAUUAGGUCCACUCUCCUUCAUACACAUGAACAAACUCAUACUGCAGAGAAGCCCUAUCAGUGUGAACAAUGUGGGAAAGCCUUUAAGUGUUUUGCUUACCUUCAGAGACAUAAACGAAUUCAUACUGGAGAGAGGCCCUAUGAAUGUAAGCAAUGUGGAAAAACCUUUGUUAGUUCACAUCACCUUCAUAUACAUGAACGAUGUCAUACUGGAGAGAAGCCCUACAAAUGUAGGCAGUGUGGGAAAGCCUUUACUAGUUCCAGUAAUCUUCACAUACAUAAACGAACACACACUGGAGAGAAGCCCUAUCAAUGUAAACAGUGUGGGAAAGCCUUCACUACGUGCGCUUACCUUCACAUACAUGAACGAUUACAUACUGGAGAGAAGCCUUAUAGAUGUAAACAGUGUGGCAUAGCCUUUUCAACAGCCAGAUUGCUUCGUUCACAUGAACAAAGUCACACAGGAAAGAAUCCCUGUGAAUGUACACAAUGUGGAAAAUCCUUCAGUAGUUCCUAUUAUGUUCAAAUUCAUAAACGAAUUCAUACUGGAGAGAAGCCCUAUGAAUGUAAACAGUGUGGUAAAACCUUCACUCAUUCCUUUUCCUUUCGAAUUCAUAAACGAACCCAUACUGGGGAGAAGCCCUAUGAAUGUAAACAAUGUGGGAAAGCCUUCUUCAGAUCCACUCAUCUUCACACACAUGAACAAACACAUAGUGGUGAGAGGCCCUAUCUGUGUGAGCAAUGUGGGAAAGCCUUCGUUUUUUCUACCAACCUUCAGAGACAUAAACGGACUCAUACUGGAGAGAGGCCCUAUGAAUGUAAGCGGUGUGGGAAAGCCUUCAGCAUGUCGGAUGAACUGCAGAGACAUGAAAGGAGUCACACUGGAGUGAAGCCCUAUGAAUGUAAGCAGUGCAGGAAAGCCUUCACUACCUCCUCUGGCCUUCGCAGACAUGAAAGGGCUCAUCAUGGAGAGAGGUCCUAUGAAUAUAAACAGUGUGAGAAAGCUUUCACUUGUUACAGUUACAUUCUGAAACAUCAGAAAACUCACACUGGAGAGAAGCUCUUUUAAUGUAAGCAAUGUGGAAACGCCUUCACUAGGUCUGCUCGCCAUCAGGGAUAUGGAAGAAGUCAUGUUGAAGGAAGCCCUGUGAAUGUAAGCAAUGUGGGAAGGCCUUCACUUGUUACAUAUUAUAACAUCAAGCAACUUGUACUCAAAAGAAUCCCUAUUAAUGAAAAAAUUGUGACAUGCCUUCUGUUUGUGGGGUUUUAAACCUGAAAGUAGUUGCAUUGUUGAAAAACCCAUUGAAUGCCAAAAACUUGACAAAUCAUGUAGUAUUCUUAGUCACCUUUACUGACAUGAAUGGACUCAUAGAAAACUUGUUGUUUACCUCUCUCUCUCAUUGAGUGUUCUCUGUUGCCUUCAGUGCAUUUUGCUCACUCACCUGGGGAAGCAAGCCCCCAGAAUUGUGAUGUUUCAUUUUUCUUCCUGUGUUUGCAAGUACCCAUAAUGGAGAAAUCGCCUGUGAAUGUGAGAGAUGUGGGAAAGCAUCCAUUUUUUUUUCCAGUUCCUUUGAAAGACAAAGAUUCACACAUGUAAAAACCUGUGCAAGUAAUAAAGCUUGUAAAGGCGUCUUUUGUUCCAGUUAUCACCCUGUUACUCAGCUUUCCAUUGCUGUGUUGAACAUGAGAAAUUCAACCUAUGGAGGGAAGAUUCCCUUUGGCUCAUGUGAUCACAGAUUUCUGCAGAUAACUGGGAGUCUGUUGGUUUGGUUUGAGGUGACUUAAAACCGCAUGGUGGGAGAUCAGAGCUAGCUGUGUCAUGUCAGCAGGGAAGAGGACAAAGAGGGGGAGGCAUGGGUCAGCAUCCAGAUGCCUGAUGGCUGUUUCUGUUUACGCUCACUGUUUCCAUGUUGACCAAGUACAAUUGUUAACAGUGAAUCAGGUGGACAUAAAUGUAAUAAAUGCUUAUGACUUGUGUGA